Fusarium keratoplasticum is the source of this 801-nucleotide messenger RNA. RefSeq names its product 3-oxoacyl-[acyl-carrier-protein] reductase FabG. Gene Ontology annotation, molecular function: quinone binding; oxidoreductase activity, acting on the CH-OH group of donors, NAD or NADP as acceptor. The record is from RefSeq and is a predicted model, not a curated record. Gene Ontology annotation, biological process: fatty acid biosynthetic process. NCBI's taxonomy places the organism in Eukaryota, Fungi, Ascomycota, Sordariomycetes, Hypocreales, Nectriaceae. The transcript is spliced from 4 exons. Bases 1 to 801 code for a protein of 266 amino acids.
AUGACGAACCUCCUCCGUGGAUCCGCCUUCAUCACCGGCGCCGCCUCCGGUAUCGGGCAGCACACUGCUCUCGCCUUUGCGAAACACGGUAUCACCAAGCUGGCCUUGGCGGACAUAAACCUGGAGGCUUUGCGGACGUCCAACGCUGCGCUCAAGGACCAGUUUCCCCACGUCGAGAUUUUGACUCUGCACCUUGAUGUUCGCAGCCCAUCCCAAGUCAAGGAAGGAAUCGCAAAAGUCGUGGCUCAGUUUGGGCGUCUGGACAUCGCCGUCAACAAUGCCGGCAUUAGCGGCAGCGGUCGACAGACCCACGAGAUAGAGAAUGACGAGUGGUUGGGGGUUCUUGACGUGAAUCUGCAGGGUGUCUAUCGUUGCCAAAAGGAGGAGCUUGCAGUUAUGGUCAAUCAGGAGGACCUUGGGCCAAGAGACGGCCGCGGAAGGAUCGUUAACGUUGCAAGCAUGCUUGCCGUUGUUGCGCCCUGCAACCGUAUGGCUCACACUGCUUACACAACUUCCAAGCAUGGAGUUAUCGGGUUAACUAAAGCAGACGCCAAUUCAUACGGCAGCAUGGGCAUCCGGAUCAACGCUAUCUGUCCCGGAUACGUCGAAACGCCUUUGCUCAGAAACACGAUGGCCCAAGACCCCAACUCCCCUCUCGCGGCUGAUCUUGCCAGAACCCCGUUGAAGCGGCUGGCGACGAUGGAGGAGGUGGGUGAUAGUAUCGUUCUCAUGGCCUCUCCCAUGAAUAGCUUUAUGCAAGGUGCUAGCAUUGUGUGUGAUGGCGGCUUCACUACCAACUGA